Molecule: messenger RNA, 539 nt
Organism: Trichoderma asperellum CBS 433.97
Lineage: Eukaryota; Fungi; Ascomycota; Sordariomycetes; Hypocreales; Hypocreaceae
Source: RefSeq, a predicted model, not a curated record
AAAGAGUGCGCCGACCUGGUACCUGAGCGCCAGCGCCGACCUGGUACCUGAGCGCCAGCGCCGGCCAGGCACGGGCGGCGUGUACCGGUACCUGACAUGCGGCCAGGGUGGUGUCGCAGCGCAGAUUCUGUGCAGCCCAGCUCUCUCUCUCUAAUCCUCCUCCUCCGCCUCCUCGCUUUCGCCUCUCUGUCUUCCCUUUACCUGUGGCUUGGUGGCUUUUUUUCCCUUCUUUUCGUGUUUGCGUUCGUCUUCGCCUUGACCUGCCUUGCAGACGCCGUAGCAGCAGCUUCACUGGCCGUCGAUUUUCACCUGCUGGCUGAGCUACACUUUCUCCCUUGUUGCGUCCUUUGCUUGUGUUUUGUAAAGUCGAGUCUUUCGCGCUGCUCUUUUUCGCCUUCUCUUCUCUUUCCGACUUCGAAACACCAAGAUAUUCGUUGCCGAUUCUGGAAUCUCCGCCGUUGAUACGUCUGGAACGAGAGCGUUGAGAAAACGUUCAUUUGCCCUCUUCACUUGUUGAUUCACCUUGUUGAUCGUCCCGA